This is a messenger RNA of Plasmodium relictum, 2904 nucleotides long. It is a transcript of the gene ORC1, whose product is annotated as origin recognition complex subunit 1, putative. NCBI's taxonomy places the organism in Eukaryota, Apicomplexa, Aconoidasida, Haemosporida, Plasmodiidae. Gene Ontology annotation, biological process: mitotic DNA replication checkpoint signaling; DNA replication initiation. Gene Ontology annotation, molecular function: ATP hydrolysis activity; ATP binding; DNA replication origin binding. Gene Ontology annotation, cellular component: nuclear origin of replication recognition complex. The transcript has a single exon. The record is from RefSeq and is a predicted model, not a curated record. The coding region runs from base 1 to 2904 and encodes 967 amino acids.
AUGAAUGAUAAUGAAAUUCUAAGUCCUACUAAAAAAGGUAUAAAAUUAGAUGUAAGUAAAUUAAAUAUUUCAAAUUUUAAUAAUAUUUCAAAAAAUGAAAAUAAAAAAAAAGAAAGUUAUAUAAUUGAUUAUAAUAAAAUAAAAAAUAGUACACAAGAGUUUUAUAUAGAAUUAAAUGAAAAAGACGAAACAAUAAAAAAUAGUGCUAUAAUAAAAAAAGCGCAAUAUAAUUUUGAUAAAUCAUCAUCUUCUGCUUCCUUUUCAUCGACUUCAUACCCAUGCUCUUCUGAAAGCGAUUCGUCGAAUAAUAACAAUAAUAAAAUAAGUAAAGGAAAAAAUAAAAUAAAAAUAAACAGUGAUAAUAUAAAUGAAAACAUGAGAAAAAAACAAAAAAAACAAAAUUCGCAUAAAUAUAAUUUAAAAAAAAAAAGUAAAGAAGAAAAAAAAAAAAAUGAUACAAACAAAACAAAAGAUAAAAAUAUCAUUAACAGAAAUACGAAAACAUUAAAAAGUGAAAAUGAUAAAGAACUAAUUAAAAAAAAUAGUUCAAAUUUACUAAUGAAAAGAAAUAAUAAAUGUAUUUCAAAAGAUGGAGAUACAUAUGAGAAUGUCAAGAAAAAAAAAAAAUAUAUGCAUGAUGAAAAUAUAAACGAAGAAAAUAUAAAUUCAAAACAAAAAAAAAAAAAAAAUAACGAAAGUAUUGAUAAUAUAGUAAAUAUAAUAAAAAGUAAUACUAUUAAUCUUGUUAAGGAUAAUUGCUGUGAGUAUGAAGAUGGAAUAAUUUACGAAAGUAUAUUGAUAAAUGGAAUAAAGUAUUCGAUAAAUGAUAAUGUUAUGAUAUUUUAUUCAAACAAUAAUAAUAAUAAUAAUGAGAAUACAUAUAAAAUAAAAAAAGGAAAAAUAUCAGGAUUUUAUAAAAAUCUUAACAGUAGUAAUGUUGAAGUAGAAAUAUGUCUAUAUUACGAUAAAAACGAUGAAACAUACAUAAAAGAAUUAGAAAAGAAACAGAAAUCAAGAAGAUCAAAAGGAGAUUUUAUAGAUUUUCUUGAUGAAAAAAAAAAGGAUUUUUAUUUAUUAGGAAAUAUUGAAUUUAAAAUAUUAGAUGCUAAUUUAAUUUUGAAAAAAAUAAAUGUAUAUAAUGAAAAAAAAUUAUUUGAAGAAGACAAUACUUUAAUUAAAGGAAAAGAGAAAUUUCUUUGCACUCAUUAUUUAAAAGAGAGAGAAGAUAAAAUAUGUGAAAUACAAAAUGAAGAUCAUUGGGAUAACUUAGUAUUAGGUUCAAGUGAUUUAUAUUAUUAUUUCUCUAAUAAUAAAAAAAAUAAUAAAAGCAAAUCAUUAAAAUUAAUUAUAGAAAAAUUAAAAAUAAAUGAAGAAAUGGAUAAUGAAAAAAAAGAUUUCAAACAUAAUAGUACUAACCAUUCAACAAAAGCAAAUACUACAACAAAUGCUAAAAGUAGAAACAUAGAUCUUAAAACAAAUAAAUCAAAAACAACAACCCAUAAGGAAAGUGCAAAAGAAAAUGCUCAUUCAAAAAAUGUUGAUCAUUGUAAGGAUACAUCUUUCAAUAAUCUCCUGAAGCAAGAUCAGGAAAAUUAUUACAUUAAUUUAUUAUGUAAUAUAAAAGAUCCUACUGAUAAGGCAAUUAGGAUGAUGCAGCUAGAUGUAGUACCCAAAUAUUUACCGUGUAGAGAAAAGGAAAUAAAAGAAGUUCAUGGGUUUUUAGAAUCAGGAAUUAAACAAUCAGGAAGUAAUCAGAUUUUAUAUAUAAGUGGAAUGCCUGGAACAGGAAAAACAGCCACUGUAUAUAGUGUAAUUCAAUUAUUGCAAAAUAAGAGUAGACAAAAAUUAUUACCACCAUUUAAUGUAUUUGAAAUAAAUGGAAUGAAUGUUGUUCAUCCAAAUGCAGCCUAUCAAGUUUUCUAUAAGCAAUUAUUUAAUAAAAAACCACCUAAUGCCUUAAAUUCGUUCAAAAUGAUUGAUAGAUUAUUUAAUAGAAGUCAAAAAGAUAAUAGAAAUGUAUCCAUUUUAAUCAUUGAUGAAAUUGAUUACUUAAUUACUAAAACGCAAAAAGUUCUUUUUACUUUUUUUGAUUGGCCAACAAAAGUAAAUAGCAAACUAGUAUUAAUAGCUAUUUCUAAUACGAUGGAUUUACCUGAACGAUUAAUACCAAGAUGUAGAUCUCGAUUAGCAUUUGGACGCCUAGUAUUUAGUCCUUAUAAAGGAGAUGAAAUAGAAAAAAUAAUUAAAGAAAGAUUAGAAAACUGCAAAGAAAUAAUAGACCAUACAGCUAUCCAAUUAUGUGCAAGAAAAGUAGCAAAUGUAUCAGGAGAUAUAAGAAAGGCAUUGCAAAUUUGUAGAAAAGCUUUUGAAAACAAAAGAGGACAGAAGAUAGUUCCAAGAGAUAUUACUGAAGCGACUAAUCAACUCUUUGAUUCUCCUCUAACAAAUGCUAUUAAUUAUUUACCAUGGGCAUUUAAAAUAUUUCUUACUUGUAUUAUAAUUGAAUUAAGAGUGCUUAAUGAAUUUAUUAUUCCUUUUAAAAAAGUGGUUAAUAGGUAUAAAACAAUAAUAGAAACAAGUGGUAAAUAUAUAGGCAUGUGUAGUGAUCAUGAAUUAUUUAAAAUCAUGUUAGAUAAAUUAGUAAAAAUGGGUAUUCUUUUAAUUAGACCUUAUAUACCUCUAGAAAAUUUAUCGAAAAGAAAAACAAAAGAAGCUCUAUUAGGUUUUAAUGAAUCAUCAAAAAAAUCUGAAUACAGAGGCGCUAAAACACAAGUCAGUGCAGAUAUUGAUAAAGAAUCAGGAGAUAUGGGAUUAGAAAUUAACGUUGAAACUCAAUUAAUAAUUACAGCAUUAAUGAAAGACCCAGAAUGUUCAAAAAAAUUGAAUUUUUACUCAAAUAUAUAA